UCGGGACCGGGCGGCCGGAGGCAGGGCUGAGAGGUGCGGCGGGCGGAGGACCCGGGAGAAAAGGGGAAGAGAGCAGAGGAGCGGAGCGGAGCUGAGGAGCAGAGCAGCGGCAGGAUCCGGCCGGGCCGCAGCGCUCCCAGCCCGCAGCCGCCCCGCCAGCAGCCCGGGCGCGAAGCCACUACCGCGGAGCAGCCACCACCGCGCCGGCCGCCGCGGGCCGGGCAUGAGCGCUGAGGGGCCUUGGCCGCCCCCCGCACCUCCUGGCGCGCCCAGGCCGUGACCCGGGCGGGGGCGCGCGGCCACACUCGGGCCCGGGCCCAUGGGCGCGCUGAGCCGGGCGCGGAGGCGCUGAGCGCGGGCAGGCACGGCCGGAGGAGCCAUGGACUGCAGCCUCGUGCGGACGCUCGUGCAGAGAUACUGUGCUGGAGAAGAGAAUUGGGUCGACAGUCGGACCAUUUACGUGGGACAUAAGGAGCCCCCCCCAGGUGCUGAGGCCUACAUUCCGCAGAGGUACCCAGACAACAGGAUAGUCUCUUCCAAGUACACAUUUUGGAACUUCAUACCCAAGAACUUAUUUGAACAAUUCAGAAGAAUCGCCAACUUUUAUUUUCUUAUCAUAUUUCUGGUACAGUUGAUUAUUGAUACACCUACAAGUCCAGUAACGAGUGGACUUCCACUGUUCUUUGUCAUUACUGUCACAGCUAUCAAACAGGGCUAUGAAGACUGGCUUCGCCAUAAAGCAGAUAACGCCAUGAACCAGUGCCCUGUCCAUUUCAUCCAGCACGGCAAGCUAGUUCGGAAGCAGAGCCGAAAGCUGAGGGUUGGGGACAUCGUCAUGGUCAAGGAGGAUGAGACCUUCCCCUGUGACCUGAUCUUCCUCUCCAGCAGCCGUGGAGAUGGGACCUGCCAUGUGACAACUGCCAGCUUAGAUGGAGAAUCGAGUCACAAAACACAUUAUGCAGUUCAAGACACAAAGGGAUUUCAUACUGAAGAAGAUAUAGAUGGCCUACAUGCUACCAUUGAGUGCGAGCAGCCCCAGCCCGACCUCUACAAGUUUGUGGGCCGCAUAAAUGUUUACAACGAUCAGAAUGACCCCGUGGUGAGGCCAUUAGGAUCGGAAAACUUGCUUCUUAGAGGAGCCACGCUAAAGAACACGGAGAAAAUCUUCGGUGUUGCUAUUUACACAGGCAUGGAAACCAAGAUGGCAUUGAAUUAUCAAUCAAAAUCCCAGAAACGAUCUGCUGUAGAAAAAUCAAUGAAUGUAUUCCUCAUUGUGUACCUCUGCAUUCUAAUCAGUAAAGCACUGAUAAAUACUGUCCUGAAAUACGUGUGGCAGAGUGAACCAUUCCGAGAUGAGCCAUGGUAUAAUCAGAAAACUGAAGCAGAAAGACAGAGGAACCUGUUUCUCAGGGCAUUCACGGACUUCCUGGCCUUCAUGGUUCUGUUCAACUACAUCAUCCCUGUGUCCAUGUAUGUCACGGUGGAGAUGCAGAAGUUCCUUGGCUCGUAUUUCAUCACCUGGGAUGAAGAAAUGUUUGAUGAGGAAAUAGGGGAAGGGCCUCUGGUCAACACCUCAGAUUUAAACGAAGAGUUAGGACAGGUGGAGUACAUCUUCACAGACAAGACCGGCACCCUCACGGAGAACAACAUGGAGUUCAAGGAGUGCUGCAUCGAUGGCCAUGUCUACGUGCCUCACGUCAUCUGCAACGGGCAGGUCCUUCCCAGCGCUACUGGAAUCGACAUGAUCGACUCUUCCCCGGGCGUCAGUGGGAGAGAACGAGAAGAGCUGUUUUUCCGGGCCCUCUGUCUGUGCCACACUAUCCAGGUGAAAGAUGACGAUGACGUGGAUGGGCCCAGGAAGUCACCAGACUCGGGAAAAUCCUGUGUGUACAUAUCGUCCUCGCCCGAUGAGGUGGCCUUAGUCGAGGGUAUCCAGAGACUUGGUUUUACGUACCUAAGGCUAAAGGAUAAUUACAUGGAGAUAUUAAAUAGGGAAAAUGACAUUGAAAGGUUUGAAUUGCUGGAAAUUUUGAGUUUUGACUCAGUAAGAAGGAGAAUGAGUGUAAUUGUGAAAUCUGCUACAGGAGAAAUUUAUCUGUUUUGCAAAGGAGCAGAUUCUUCAAUAUUUCCCCGAGUAAUAGAAGGCAAAGUUGAUCAGGUCCGAUCCAGAGUGGAACGCAACGCUGUGGAGGGGCUUCGGACUUUGUGUGUUGCCUACAAAAAGCUCAUCCCAGAAGAAUAUGAAGGCAUUUGUAAAUUGCUACAGGCUGCCAAGGUGGCACUUCAAGAUCGAGAAAAGAAAUUAGCAGAAGCCUAUGAGCAGAUAGAGAAAGAUCUUAUCCUGCUUGGUGCUACUGCCGUUGAGGAUCGGCUCCAGGAGAAAGCAGCUGACACCAUAGAAGCUCUGCAAAAGGCGGGGAUCAAAGUCUGGGUUCUCACCGGAGACAAGAUGGAGACGGCGGCGGCCACCUGUUAUGCCUGCAAACUUUUCAGGAGAAACACACAGCUGCUUGAGCUAACUACCAAGAAAAUUGAGGAGCAGAGUUUACAUGAUGUCCUGUUUGAGCUGAGUAAAACUGUCCUACGCUACAGCGGCAGCUUAACCAGGGACAACCUCUCAGGACUUUCAACGGAUAUGCAAGACUAUGGUUUAAUUAUUGAUGGAGCCGCACUGUCUUUAAUAAUGAAGCCUCGAGAAGACGGAAGCUCCAGCAACUACAGAGAACUGUUCCUUGAGAUCUGCCGGAACUGCAGUGCUGUGCUGUGCUGCCGGAUGGCCCCUCUGCAGAAGGCCCAGAUUGUUAAAUUAAUCAAAUUUUCAAAAGAGCACCCUAUUACAUUAGCAAUCGGUGAUGGCGCAAAUGACGUCAGCAUGAUCCUGGAGGCCCACGUGGGCAUAGGUGUCAUUGGAAAGGAAGGUCGUCAGGCUGCAAGGAACAGUGACUAUGCAAUACCGAAAUUCAAGCAUUUAAAGAAGAUGCUGCUCGUUCAUGGGCAUUUUUACUACAUUAGGAUAUCUGAGCUUGUGCAAUACUUCUUUUAUAAGAAUGUCUGCUUCAUUUUCCCUCAGUUUUUAUACCAGUUCUUCUGUGGGUUUUCACAACAGACUCUGUACGACACGGCCUACCUGACACUGUACAACAUCAGUUUCACUUCCCUUCCGAUUCUCCUAUACAGCCUGAUGGAGCAGCACGUGAGCAUAGACACGCUCAAGAGGGACCCUUCUCUCUACAGAGAUAUUGCCAAGAAUGCCCUACUCCGCUGGCGCGUGUUUAUUUACUGGACAUUCUUAGGAGUAUUCGACGCUCUGGUAUUUUUCUUUGGUGCUUACUUCAUGUUUGAAAAUACAACAGUGACCAGCAAUGGACAGAUAUUUGGAAACUGGACCUUCGGGACGCUGGUGUUCACUGUAAUGGUAUUUACAGUUACACUAAAGCUGGCAUUAGAUACACACUACUGGACUUGGAUAAACCAUUUUGUUAUCUGGGGGUCACUGCUCUUCUACAUCGUCUUUUCACUCCUCUGGGGAGGAAUUAUCUGGCCAUUCCUCAGUUAUCAAAGGAUGUACUAUGUGUUCAUACAGAUGUUAUCCAGCGGCCCUGCCUGGCUGGCCAUCAUUCUGCUCAUCACUGUCAGCCUCCUUCCCGAUGUUCUCAAGAAAGUCCUGUGCAGGCAGCUGUGGCCCAGCGCCACAGAGAGAGUCCAGAGCACGCGCACACAGAGUCAGGACCACCUCUUAGAAGUCAGCCGUUUUGUCUCUUUGCACAGCCCCAGUCCCUCGGCCACGCGGCCAGGCUCCUGCUCCAAACAGGUGACAUUAACGUGCCCAGAGAGCAAGGAGUGCUCAGUCCUCCCUCCCAUUGUCAAUGUCUCAAACAACCGUUGCCAUCCCAGCUGGAGACCCUGCUACCGCGGGCCCUGUGAGGAGACAGAUGGCGAACAGAUCACCAGUUCAAGCCUUUAAGAACCACACUGCAAGUGUGUGUUGUGCACACGUGUGCUUUUCCUUUGCCCCCAAAAGAAGAGGAAGGGGCAACAGGACCUGGCUGGAGUGCAUGGUCUGGCAGUCUGCAUCAUCGUUCUCGCAGGCCUGGCGGCCUCGGGUGUUUAGUUGGGCUGCUGAAAAGAAGGACAUGCACAGGACCUGGUACAUUGGUCCUGGGUCAAGGUCUCUGUGUCUGUGCCCUCUGUCACCUCCACUACAUGCAUCACCUGAGGAGGACAUCUGCUUGGAGAUCGGUGGUCCAACUUCAAGCAGGAGGCAGUCACACCCACCAAACAUCAUGUAAGCACAGAUGUGACUCGCCCUUGCCAUGGGACCGAUGGGUCUGGCCUCUGCCCUUCCUUCUCCAGAGCCCUCUGGUACUUCCGCUUUUGGCACUGACACUCAAAUAAUUGUGCAUCCAUUUCCCGUUAGAGUCGCAGACUGUGCUGUUGCUUUUGUUCAGAACCCUCCACAUCCCGAAGCUGAUUUUUAGGGUUGUGUCUGAUUCAAAGUUUGUUUCUCUGGGGGUGAUGUUACUCCUGUAUAUUUGGGAGUAUUGUUGAAUGUUUCCAUGUCUCCACUUUUCCUGUCCCCUAGCUGCCUCUGUGGAGAAUAAAAAAGGACUAUUCGCAUGAGAGGAAGAGGUAAUACUAUCCAUUUAAGCUCUCCUUGUACAAGUUUUGAUACAUUUGUCUUUACUCACCCAAGGGUAAAGCUUAUAAGUUUACUGUUGUUGGGAAAUGUUUAUUUCAUGGACGUUAGGGGAAGGGUGGUGGUCUGGGGUGCCCUGGGCAAGUAGCCGCUGUGAUAGUCCACCCCCUUUCAAUGUCUUCAUGCAAAGGUGGUCUCUAGGGGCGGUGUUUAUCUUCCAGAAUCUGUUUCAGGCCGACGCAGGUCUGCCAGCAAGAUGGCCGGGUCCUAAAAAGCAAUAUCGCCAUCCUAGACUGCCACCUUCCUGGUAACUCUGACCAAGCCUUGCUUUGAGUGUUCUUCUGUUCCAUCUCUGCUUUGUCUUAGCAUGCUGUCCAGUGGGUAAGCCAUCAGGAGGCUGCUGUAUUGUGAAGUUCCUGUCACUUUUCUGUACUGGUGUUUCUAUUUCUAGAAAUAACCUAGUUGACAUAGCCUUAAUGGUCCUUAAAGAAGACAUUUCAGUUUGAGAUUCAGAUUUCAGACAUUAAAACAGAUGCCUUUUAAGAAAAGCGUCACUGGAAGCUAAACCAACAGCAGGGACCUUGUCCACUGUCAGAUUUCAUGCUGUGAAAUUUGGAGCUAUUGGUAAUUGAACACUGAGUUUGUUUCAGAGAUACUUGAUGUUAGAUAUUUUUGGAAGUUCAAAUUUCACAAAUUGAUUGUGUAAUGUUUCAUGUAAAAAUAUUUAUUUGACAUACGGGGCAAAUUAACAGUGAGAACAGUGAACAUAAAGUAGUUGGGAUAAAUUGAGGUGAAGUAUAAACACCAUACCAAAGACUAGGUAAGGGAAGUUUGGUUUAGAGUAAGACAGAGAAUGAGGAGGGCACCAUUUCCAUUAUGAGGGUCCUCCUCACCACACCCUCCAGUCCCGGUCCCGUCCUCCUGUCACGUCCCCAUGUUCUACGUGUGGUAGCAGCCCUUGGCCAUUCUGGUCCACACUAGACCCUGCAAACAAUGGUGUGUGCAUUUUUACAGCCGUUUUUAAGAACUUAAUAUGGGUAUAAAUGUAAUACCUGUAGGGGGGACAGAUUCUCUGUAUGUUUAGUUAACAAAUUCUUUGUAAUGUAUUUUUUUAGAAAUCUUAAAAUUGCCUUUGCACUGAAGUAUUUUCAUAGCUGUUUAUAUCUCUUAUUCAUUUAUUUGUUAACAUAUCAUAUCUAAUUUUUAAAGUAUGUUUUUAAAGCUUUUAUUUUUUAAGUUGAAGAAAUUUUGGCCACUUUAAAUUCUGGUGAGAGUUUUCACUGAAUGUCUCAAUAUAUGAUGAAUGUGAAUUUUCAGGUUUGAUUUAAUUCUCUGCACCUGUUUGUUUUUUGGUGUUUCUGGUGGCAGCGAUGAGUUGAAAGGCAUAUUGAGAGUGUGAUAUUUUGCUAUGCUUCUUCUUUACAGUUAAUUGCAAUUUCAUCUGCUUUUUGUUUUAUUUUUAAUUUCUAUCCUUCAGCCUUAAAACAGAAGCUUCUUACUUGAUGGUUCAGUAUCUUCUUUCUGCCUGUACUGAGACAGUUACCAUUUACCUCUGACACUUCAAGUCUCAUUAUGAAAGUCACUAAACCUUUACACACUCCAAAAUGUUUUUUAAAAACUGUUUGGGAAAUGAAGGGACUGUGCCUGAUCAUUUGAAAUAGAUUAAGAGGCAUGAGAUAAAAAAUAAAAGGAGGAAGAGAAGAACCCCACUGAAAUGACAUUUCAGAUAUGUCUCUGAUAUUCAGAUAUUAAUGUGAUAUUUUUCACCUUAUAGUAGCUAGUAUUUACUUGUCUUUAACUUUAAAGCAAGUAAUGUCAACUUAUUUAAGCAUUUUUCUUAAGUUUUGAAAAUCUUAUUCAUGACUGCAUAUGUUAAUAGAUUAUUAACUCAUAAUUUCCAAUAUUGGUCAGAAUAUAUGCUUCCUAACCCACACUCCAGCCCAACAGCAAGUCAUCUAUGCAUGAGUGGUCCCGACCACGUUGCAUUCUCUUGCUUUCAGCUCCAGGUCCACUCAUGGCCACAUAUGUGCAUAUGUGCCAGUUCUCAUGCACACACACAACUACAUACACAUACAAGUUCCCUAGGCCCGAAGCAUCCCUGUCUCCUUCCUAAGGGGAUCCCGUGAGAUAAGGCUCCUUGGACCUCCAUGCCAAGUGCCCAGGCAGGACACAGGAGGCUUUGCCGAGUGCAGCCCUUGGGUUUGAAGCGGAGCUGCUGGAUGACCCAAGCAGCAGGGCCCUGGCCUAAGCUUCAUCCCUAGGACAAGUGGCAGAAAGUGGCCUCUGGACCCUCCCAGCUGCAGCAUCUUCACGUGCAUCCAGGAGUACGGCAGGCCCUCUGCCUCAGGGCAGCUGGGAGAAAAGGCAGCCUUCUCUUGGCAAACCCUAUUAGAACCCAGAUCAACACACCUCUAUGCAUUUGACCCAAUAGGAUGAACACAGACCAGAUGACACCUGGUGACUGGAGCCUGGACUAGGAAAGGAGGCUAAGAAUGACCUGCUUUUGCAAUAGCAGGUUUAUAGAAUUGUAGUUUGGCGUGGUGAGAUCUUGCAACUUUUAACUACAAAAAUGUCUCACCCAUGCUGUCAUAACUAUUCUUAAAUUGCUGGGCAUCAGCCAAAUGUUCAGUGCAACCUAAAGGAAGUUUUCUGGCCUUUUUCUUUAAAACCACUAAUUUCACCUGUUUUGCACUGACUAAUAAUAACCUAAAGCAACCACUACUACAUUAUCUUUAAAUUAAUAUUAUUUAUUUGACAGCUCAAUAUAAUUUCGGUAUGCAUUUUCUUGUGUUCUACAUUUCUUUUGGAAAUUUCCCAUCAUAACUUUAAAAACAGGAAAUAUUUCUGUUUGCACAUGAAUUUUUUUUUAAAGCUAGAGGGGUAGGUAAAUGAGAAUGAGAAUCAUUCUGAUAUUGUCUAUAAACAAAGUUUUAAUGAAGAUGUGUUGGAAGUAUUAUUAAAGUGUGAUUCUACUUUUGCAGAAAAAAAUUUAAAGAUUAGUUUAUAUAGCUUUAUUUUUUACCUUAUCAAAAUAUACAGAAUUUUCAUAUGCAUAUAUUGUCUCUGAAUUAAAAUUAUAAUGUGUGUCUGCAUCGCUGUUUAAAAUGUCCAUUUAUUAUGUAAUGUAAUAAGAGAGAAUCUUAAAAAAUGUAUUAAACAGGAAUGGAAUCUAUAGUUGUCAUCAUCAUAAAUACUGGAAUUUAUUUUUAAAUUAUUUAAUAUAGUAGGUGCAUUUAAGAUAAUAAAUCAGCCUCCAAACAGUCAUGUUUAAUUGAUAAUUCAUUAACCUGCUUUGAAAAAUUAAAUUGUAAAUUGAACCAAAUCUUACAUUUCUGUAAAGUUUAUUUUGUAUGGUGUUUUUAACUUUUAUUUCUGUAGAUAAAGUAUGAGUUAAUUAUAUUGGACUUUUCUGCAGAUUAUCUA
This is a messenger RNA of Pteronotus mesoamericanus, 8059 nucleotides long. It is a transcript of the gene ATP11A, whose product is annotated as ATPase phospholipid transporting 11A. The coding region runs from base 380 to 3964 and encodes 1194 amino acids. Gene Ontology annotation, biological process: phospholipid translocation. Gene Ontology annotation, molecular function: ATP hydrolysis activity; magnesium ion binding; ATP binding. The transcript is spliced from 29 exons. The record is from RefSeq and is a predicted model, not a curated record. Gene Ontology annotation, cellular component: plasma membrane; endoplasmic reticulum; recycling endosome. Lineage: Eukaryota; Metazoa; Chordata; Mammalia; Chiroptera; Mormoopidae.